This is a messenger RNA of Paramuricea clavata, 4921 nucleotides long. Lineage: Eukaryota; Metazoa; Cnidaria; Anthozoa; Malacalcyonacea; Plexauridae. The record is from the annotation of a GenBank genome assembly.
UGCAUUACGUACAUAAACAAAAAAUAGGGUCCCCUGUUCGGACCGGUUGAAUGAACUUUGUUAGCCAUGCUUGUGGUACACACGACAAAAUGAGAGCAUUUAUACCGUUAUUAUGGCUCAAGUUUUUAUUAUGGAAACAAAAAGACCUAAUGAAAUACUGACAAAGUUUCUACUCUCUGGGACUUCUACAAUCACAGCAGUGUGCGGUAAGCAAGCACGAUUUUCAGUAUGGCGAAGCGCACAGUACAAUCAACUUGUCACCAAUAUUAAAUACUUUAUUAGUAUAUACUUUUAUAUACUAUCAAAUAAAGUAGCGAAACUACUAAAACAAGGCACAUGAUAGUUUAAGGAAAAGGUUGCUGUAAUAUAAAAAGGAAUGUUUGCGAGUGUGCGUGACUGUUUAUAAAUUGAUAUGCACAUAUAUCACAUAUUGUCACAUCAAUUUUUAUAAGUUAAUUAAUUACUACCAACUUUUUUACAGUAGUACUGCCGAUAAUAACAUCUAUAAUGCCUUAUGUAUCAUAAUUUUUAAACCAGAAAACUAAAUAAAAGUCUCGUACUUUAUAUGAUUUGUUUUACAGUAUAUAAUUUGGUUUUGUAUGUGGUUUGGCAGGUAUUGGUAUGCUAAACAUUGUAAUUGGCAAUUGUUUCAGACAAUUUAUUCCCAUUUAUCUGAUGAAAUACGUGAUGUCCCCUAGUCAAUUUGAAUAAGUAAUUUAGUUGGCAUUUUUUGGUGUCUCGAUGACAAAUGAUUGACGAUUUGACAAUGAGUAGUGGUAAAGGCCCAUUUACACGAUACAAUACUAGACAUUCUGGUGUACAAAAACGACUUGUGCUUCCUGUCUGUCAGUUUAUGGCAAAAUUUGAAAUGUGACAUUAUUACUCGAGUACAUAUGCCAGGAUAAGUGUCAUGUAGAUGGGCCUUAACUUCAACCUAUUAAACCCAUAUUUCAGUGACAAAUCCUAUUGAUGUAACCAAAGUCCGUCUUCAGCUGGACAACGAGUUGGUAACUACGCAAUAUGGUUACACAAAGCCUAGUCGAUAUUACAAUGGAUUUUUCCAUGGAGGUCUGAGAAUAUUUAAAGAAGAAGGAAUAAGGGGAUUGUAUAAAGGGUAAGGAAUAAUGAUGUAAGAUAUUUAAUAAGGGAUUUUAGGUGGGGGUAUACAGCUCUCAGUGAAAAGAGAUAGCACCCCCCCCCCAGCCAUACACACAUACUUUCAAUGUCCUCCCCCCCCCCCAUGCCGAUGUUUGCCGUAUUGGUAGACAAUUGGAAUCGGUAGAACUAUCUGUAUUUCUGAUUCUAUAAAACCCUGACUGUUGAGAUUUUGUCAUCUAACACAGUGAUGGUCAAUCACUAUAAGUACAAAUUUUCAGGAUUUAUGGUAUUCUUGAUCAAAUUUAUGGUUCUUAUGAGAAAUAUAUUUGUGUAGUAUUGCAGCCUCAAUUUUGAGAGAAGCAUCGUACAGUACGAUACGCCUUGGGGCAUACGAACCAUUCAAAGAAUUGCUGGGUGCUCACAAUCCAGCAAAGACACCAUUGUGGAAAAAGAUUGCUGCAGGGGCUUCGUCAGGGGCAAUUGGUAGUGCCAUUGCAAGUCCAACAGACUUGGUGAAAAUACGACUCCAAGCUGAAGGAACUUUAAAACCUGGUUAGUAUUUACAUGUUAAGGGGUUGUCCAGUACUGGACAAUAUCCAGUACUGUCCCCCUAUCAUUAUCAACAUUUUCACAAGUGUACAGAGAGUGCUCUUUUUUAACCCUCCCCCCAAAGCAUAUUCAUAAAUUUUGAAUCUCAGUUAUAAUGAUGGGCCUGUAGCUUAACAUUUUGAAAAGCAUACAUUGGAGGUUUGUACACUUGUGGCAAUGCUGAUAAUUAUGAAUGACCCCAAGCCCAAACAGAUUGUCCCUGAUAAGCAUAAAUUGCACUAUUUAGUAAUCCGAUGUCUUCUUGUCAAUUGUAGGUGAGCAGCCUCGUUACCCCAGUACGUUUUCAGCGUUUAAAACAAUUGCAGCCAAAGAAGGAAUUAGAGGACUAUGGCGAGGUGUUGGCGCAACAGUCAAACGAGCUGCCAUUGUGACGGGCACGCAAAUACCAUCCUACGACCACCUUAAACACAGUCUACUAAACUACGGUCUAAUGUCUGAAGGACUAAGAUUACACAUGGUGUCCUCAAUGGGUGCCGGGCUGGCAGUUGCCUUGGUUAGCUCGCCCGUGGAUGUUAUAAAAACACGACUUAUGAACCAAAAAGUUGUGGACAAAAAUGGAACGUUAUAUCGCAGUGCUUUCGAGUGUCUGGGUAAAACCUUGAGGACAGAAGGCCUAACAGGCCUGUAUAAAGGAUUCUUACCCAGCUGGUUAAGAGCUGGACCACAAACUAUGAUUACAUUCUGUAUUUUUGAACAGUUGAGGAAAAUAUUUGAUAUUGCACCUGUGUGAGUACAGUGUGUGUAAACAGUAAAGGGAAAAUUGGAAAAACAUAGAGUGCAAUGCAACUAAAAGUGUUAUAAAGGCUGUUCAAAACGAUGCCAACAUUUGCCAACAGGUUGUCUAACAUUGUUGUUUGCAACAUUGUUGAGUUUUAACAUUGGGUAAUUAAAAUGUUCAUCCAACAUUGUCCAACUUUUGGCAAUAGGCAAUUCCAGCUUUUAGUUUAUGUCUGCAGGGGAUGAUGAGAAGUAAGGUAUCAUAUUUCUGAUUAUGCUGAAAAAUUUCAAUAAAAACUACCAAAACAACCGAAAUCAAUACUUACAAGUAUAAGCUAUCACACUGUGUUUACACGGCCACCAUUUCUAUUUUUUCAGCAUAAUCAGCAAUAUGAUAUCUUACUUCCCAUCGUCCCCUGCACACAUAAACUAAAAGCUGGAAUUGCCUAUUGUGUGUGAAUAUUGAGCACACUACCCCAAAAUUGGUCAACAUAACAAGUUGUAACAAACCUGCAGCAGACUUGUAACAAUGCUGUUCCAACAACUUGUCAACAGGAUGUCUUUGCGCUGCUUGUUCCCAGCUUGUUGACAAGUUGUCAAAGGCUUGUUGAGCUCAACAGACUUGUUACAAGUUGUUCCAACAACUUGUUAUCGUCCUGCAAUUCGACAAACAAAUGACAACCUUGUAGCAACUUGAUAAAAUAAUAGCAUUGUUACAGCUUGUUACAAGCCGGUUGCGAACACAUCUUGUUGACAAAUUGUGAGAUUUUUGUGUUGGAGGAUGUUGAACUAACAUGUUGGAUGAAUACUUUGAAUAAACGGAGGAACAUCUUUUCUGGAGUUCCUUUCUGACUUUAAUGUAUUUUCUAAAUCAAGUCACAUGGCAUUAUAUUUGUGUCGUGCACACGAACUGUAUUUAAUAUUUAUGACAGUAUAUUGUUGUUAAAAGUUAGCAAACCUCAUAUGUAAGAAAAUUUCUCAAGGAUAUAAUGAAGGUAAAAGUUGAAUAAAAAAUAUUGAUGGUACAAAGUUGUGAGAGAACUGCUCUGAAAUUUGUUGAAAUAUAAAGACUUAUCCAGUAUGAUAUGGAGAUAACAAAAUUCUCGUUUAUUGAAAUGUGUUAAUUAUUUAAAAACUAAUUAUUUCAAAAACCAUUUAUAAAUAUACAAGUUUUUAAAAUACUAUCCUAAGAUUUCGUAAAAAAAUAAAUAUGUGCAGAUUUUACGUAUAAAAUGAAAGCAAAUAAGAUAGUGCGAUGUGUACCUAUAUAUACAUGUGCGCAAAUAUGUUCCUUGCUUAGUAUAUCCUCCUGUUUUGUGCAUAUUAGGUACCUGAGGCAAGCUAUUUAAAUAAUGUCCUGAAUGCACUGAAUACUACAUACCCUAAUAUUUACAUAAAAUACAUUUGACCAAAAAGUGGCACAAGCUGACUGGGUUACCUGAACCAACAAGCUAUACCAAUACAGUGAUAUGUAUAUAGAUCAGCCACCAACAUUACACACCAUCCCAUUUCUUCAGCAGCUCGGGUCCAGUCUCUUCCCAGUCAUCGCGGCUGAUACAGAGGUCAGCGAAGCUUUCCAAGCUCGCCAAAACUGCUGCCCCAAUGAAGGCUGCAAACUGACGAUCUCGGGCUGCAUGGACCUGACAGAAACGCGACAAUGUGUUAGCUAAUAGUCUUUUUUGUUUAUACCCGGUUCCGAAUUUUGGGUAACUCGCUUGCCAAUAGUUCUGUUUCAGUCCACUUUAAAAUGAUCUACUCUUUUGCGAGUUAAAGACAAAGAGUUUUCUAUGACAAGUUAGACUUUACCGAUUAUUCUCUUACCCAAUGGCCUCGUUUCCAUGUUAACUUAUUUUAGCAUGUCAGGGGCAGAUAAAGAUUAUAUUCCAAUGUUUUCCUGGACGAAUUUGUUUCUUGCUGUUCCUAGGCUCAAUAACAAAGUAAUUUUCAACCCUACUAAGCACAAAACAUGAGUAAGUAUUUGACACGAAAACGAGGCGAUUGGGUGAAAAGUGAAUAAACGGUAAGGUUUAUUGCACGUGUAUACGUACUGUACAACAAAUUUUCGACACGUUUUUGGUUUUCGCUGAUCAAUCGUACCCAAGUAUUCGAAUUACUACUGACGCACACAAACGAACAAAAUUUGUACAGCACGCUAGCUUUUAAACCAAUGUACUUGUCAUAAUAAAACUUGGCAAAGCUGCCCAUAUGCAGACGGGUAUGUAAACUUGCCAUACGUGAACUUGUUGCAGAAAAUGUUUUCGUCUGUGACAUAUUUUGUUAUAUAUCGCAUAUUUUGAAUCGAGUAUCUAACCUGAAUAACUAGAGACGAUGGAAACUUUCCACUAAGUUCAGUUUGUAAUCUAUCCGCAAAUCCUAGAAGAACAAAUGGGUACCAGGUAAGAGUACUACUCACGGAAAAAUCUCACAUCUUGUAACAAGUCAGCCAACAAGCCGUCAACAAGUUGUGUUCGCACUGCUUGUCCCAAGUUGUCAACAA